GAAUUUGAGUGGUUCUCUGCUUCCGACACGUACGUGGGGGAAUGAGUCCCUAGCAACCCGGGACCAAGACUGGCUGGCUCUUUGGGUCCGUUCAAACCAAAUCGAUUGGCCAGGAGCUAAUCGAAAGGACGCCAGCACUCGUGUUUUUCGAGCCGCACCACCUUGGAUUAAUAAUACCCCAUAUCCUGUAUACUGGACUCCCGCUGGCUAGCCUAGCUAGCCAAGCAUUCGGCGUCCCAAGAGCAGUGCCUUCAGAACGCUCUUCAGAACAUGCUGUGGACUUGAAAAAGUCUCAUUGAGGCUCUCCAGCAACACUCAAAGCCAUCUCUGGCCAAUGGCUUGACGAGGAAAGUACAGGUAGCUCCCUCAACCUCAUCAUCUUUUUGAAUGAUUCGGCAACCUUCCCUUGAUCCCAACAUCUUUGUUGCUACCGACAGCUGGUUCUGGCUGCAGGCUGAAGUUGUAAGACCAGCUUUCAGCAACUGAAGGCAUUCACAAUUCCCUAUUGAAGAAAGUCACUUUUUACGCAUUCUUGUGCCGCGAGCAAACGCCGCUUUGUGUUGACGUGUUGACCAGACACGAUCCUUUGAAGCAGUGCCUCCUGGUAGAGUUGCUUAGUAAGAAGACCAUCAGUAGACUACUGUACGUAAUUACCACCAACCAGUAACCCACAUCCACGGUGCGGACUUGUGGAACACUUCAGUGAAGAACUACUAGAUAAACUGUGUCAGAGAGUUGCCCCCAAUGAAACAAUCAUAGGAUACCGGUAGAACAAGAAUUGGCCUUACUAGCUAUUGAAUAAUGCAAGGAAGACCAAGAGGGUUCAAUUAUGUGUACAUUGGAUGCAUUUCCAGCUUCAUAUAUUGCGAGAGAGAGGGUACAUGUACCAUUAUUGGUGUUGUUGCAGGAAUGGGAACUGGUUGGUGAAUAAAGCUCGCGGAAUUGAGGUAAUUGUGAAAUAGCGGAAGCUGCGGCGUGGCAGGCUCCAGACAGCCCUCCCUCCUUUCUCUUCUCUCCGUGGCCAGCCACUCAGCCGCCGCCGCAGCAGCCACCAAUCGUGCGGUGCUAAGCCAAGCAGCAGAGCAGCAAGCAGCAGUGGACACGACAGGACCGCCAUCUCCCCUCCAUCUUUCUCUCCGUUUGUUGGUUGUUGCUAGCUUGUUUGAAAGUGAGUUAGUCUGCCGCGGGUCUCUCGUUUCCUCUCUUUUUUUUCUUGUGGUAGACACGACAACAACAGCAACAGCAACUCCGCAGCACCACCGUAGCACCAACAGUAGCUAGCAUCCUACAUUGGCACCAUCUAUUAUAGCAGCAGUGAACCCGCUGAUGCUAGAAUCCGAACGUUCUCUUGCCAGCAAUGAAGAUGAAAAGACGCUAACAACCACACCAACAGCAUCAAUCAAGGAAGAGAGCAGUAGUAGCAGCAAAGAGACGGAGCACCCUCGCGUGACGCCGUCGUUGAGCAGUAGUAGUCCUAGCAAGAAAGGCGAGAAGGAGGAUGAAGACGUAAACAACACGACAACUAACAAGACGACCAACGGAGUACAUAGCAAGACAAACGGCAGUAGUAGUAGCAGCGCCAUGGACACUACGCCUGUCAAGAAAGAAGAGGAUGUCGAAAUGGAAGAUGCCGAAGAAACGAAAAAAACAAAUAAAAAUAACACCAAUAGCAGCAAUGACACUUCCACAAAAGACAACAACAAGACAGCCACUCCCAAGUCACCCAAACAGCAGCAGCAACAACAAUCUACUGACGAAGAAAAAAAGACAGAUGACAAGGCCAAAGCUGGCGCCGCAGCCAAUGGAACCAACAGCAACAGCAAGACGGCAGCAGCGCCUCCAGCUUCCUCCAAUCCUCCUCCUCCUGUCUUGAAGGGAACACUCUCCUACAAUCUAGACUUGCGACGACACAUGAUCCGAGGAAUGUGGAACUACGAGAACUCAAAUGCCUUUCCUCCUCAACGCUUUGAGUUGGUCAGGACACUAGACAAGGAGGAGGAUCCCAAAGAGUUGCCCAAGGAUGGAGAAUUCCACGGAUCCUUCAGUUUGGCCUAUUUCCACACAACCUCCAAGGGAAAGCAAAAGGAACGCAGCAAAGUGAUUACGGAACACGGAGUCAAAAUCACAUUUACCAAAAUUGAAGGCGUAGAAGACGAAUUCAAAGUCGAUGGAAAGGGAACCAACCAAUUCGGGAUCUUUCACAUCAAUGGCACUGCCAAGCCAAGCAUGCACGAUGGAACUCCCGAGUAUAACAUUGUACUCCGCAAGCGAUACGAACCUUCCCAACAACCUGCUGCUGGAUCCGAAGAAAAAUCUAGCAAGAAACGAAAGAAUAUGGACGAAAAUGCAGGUCAGGACAGCGCCAAUGCUCCUCUGCCUCCUCCCUCCAAAUCAUACCCCAGUGGCGUCGUCUGCUUGCGGGGGACGCUAAAGAAGGACGGCUCGGAGGAUCUGGGGGCUACCGAUGUAGUACACCGAAUAAACGGAAUGUGGUCCUCUGGUCUGGAUCUCAUUCUCGCCGAUCCACAGAACGUCGGUGGGCUUUGCAAUCGAUUCGAGUACGAACACAAAAGUGCCGUUCCAAACUCCGCGUUCCCCGUAUCAGGGCGAUACAGUGGAUGGUUCCAUCUCAACACCCCAGAAGGCAAACGAACCACCAUUACCGAAAAAGACGUCAACCUUCGGUUCAUCAAGAACAAUGCAGGCUACCACAACGUUGAAGGCCGUGGUUUCAAUGUGUUUGGGAAAUACACAAUCUCGGGAACCUUGAGCAUGGAAAAUGUCAUUACCAUUUUUCGACAUUUUAAAGCCAUCAAGCAAAAGACCAAGACGCCCCCCGUCACAUCGGCUCCUCCUCCCAUUAACAAGGGAGGACAGUCGGCGGCGUCACGAAAGCAACAUGCAUUCCCGGAACCGCGCUUGAUGAUGGAUGAGGUCAAGGUUCCAGGUGACGAUAAUGGAGAAGUGCUACCGCCCAUCACGCCGCCGGAGAACACCACCUAUUCGGCCGUCUCACAAGGAGUACUCCGCAUGAACGAUGAUGGGUCUCAUCAGUGCACUGGUAAAUGGGCCGUCACAAGGGAACACUUUAAUGGGGGACAAACGAGUCCGUUCAAUUUCAGACUCGAACCCCAUUUUGCUUUGGAAGCUGUCAAUGACAAGAAACGCAAGGAGGGUAUCAAGGUCGAGGAGAACACGACUGGCGCUCCGGUGGUGCCGCAAGAAUUUCCGUUGGACUCGGCACUCUACAAGGGCUCGUUUCAUCUAAAGAAGAAGGGCAAUCGGUAUGAUACCGUUGUCGAUCAACAAAUUGUUAUGAAAUUCCGCAAGAGCACUUCCGGCGCCUACAAUGUCUAUGGCAGAGGUGUAAAUGGUAUCGGCGUUUUCAACCUUAUCGGGACUCUGAUCAUGGUGGGCAAGACGUCUGGCCGGGUGGAACUGUAUAGAAUUUAUCUUCCUGAAUUGCUCACUACCAAGAAGGCUGCUACCGAUACGGUAGCCCCUGCUGCUGGAGGACCGCAUGGCGGAAAGGGUUUGGUGUUUCCCAAGCCCGCAGCAGCCACCGAAGUGGCACCCCUCCCAGACGCAUCGAUCCCCAAGGCACAGCUCGUGCCCAGUACUUCGACCAUCCUUCCGGGUCCUCCAAGAGGCGGAUUGGCUCGACGAGAAUCCACGCGCCUCGUCAAGCUGCCAUCGAGAUUGGAAGACGAUGACCCGAAAGCACAGUUGGCACGAAUAAUGGAGAAGUGCGUUGUGAUACUUCGCCACAUCCGGGACAAGGAUGGGGCGCUAGGUGCAUUCUUUAAGGACCCUGUCGACCCGAUCGCCCUGGGGAUCCCGACCUACACCCAAGUGAUCUCUGAGCCGAUGGAUUUGGGUACCGUCGGUCGGAGACUCGAAGCCAGUCAAAUAGAUACGCCAGAAGAGUUUGCUCGGUUGGUACGACUGACGUUCGAAAAUGCUAUCACAUUCAACGUCGAUCCCAACCAUUCAGUUCAUGUUGCGGCGCGCAAUCUACUGGUCGAAUUCAACAAGAAAUUCCGAGACAUUGAACGAAUCCUGGAGACUAUCCGGAAAACCCACAAACCGACCGACCUCCUUGAUGAGAAGGGCAAGAAGAAGAAACCGGGCAAAGACGACAAGAAGCGAAAACGUUCUGACGAACCCAAGAGCCUCAAACGUCGACGAUUAGAAGAAGCUCAGGCCAUGUCUGCUGCCAAUGCAAAUGCCAUGGCCGCUAUUGUUGCCGCCGCUCCCACUGGAGUUCCCAACGCCGCCGUUUCUCGUGGAGAAUUCAACAUGAUGAUUCACAUGAUUCAGCUCCUUCAAAAACAAAUUGUACAAACCCACAACGCCGUUGCCGAACUGUCACCAGGGGACGAGACGGACAACGCUGCCCCCACCGAAGGCAUUGCUGCUCCUGCGUUCGACGCGGUAGCUUCGCUUGUGGGACCUGCACCGGCAGCAGCCAAGGGAUCGGCGCCCGAACGAAAGAAGCCCAAGAAGAAAGCUGCAGAACCAGUCAAAAAGGCUCCUGCGCCUGCUCCCUCUCCUCCUCCCCCUCCUGCGCCAGCUCCAGCUCCUGUGUACGAAGAAGCUAAGCCCCUCACACUACAGGAGCAGGAGACACUCACCGAAACAAUCAACAAUAUGUCCGGCGAUCAUAUUUCUGGUGUCAUCCAAAUCAUCCGAGAGUCUAUGAUGAUUGGCGACGAAGACGAGAUCGACCUCGAAAUUGAUCAGUUGGACGCCGUUACCCAGAGGAAGCUUCUCCGCCACGUUUCAAAGUUCAUAAAGCCAAAGGGAGCAAAGAGAAAGACUACCAAAAAGUCCAAGGGAGCGGCGCCUGCUCCAGCUCCUGCUCCGCCGCCGCCACCAAAGCCCAUUCCGAAAAAGUCCGACAAGCUCCCACCCAAGAAGCCCCAGAGCCCGAAGAAGUCAGAUCCCGGUUCGUUCUUUGCUGCGUUUGGUAGCAAGGAUGACAGUGAUUCUGAUUCAGAUGACGACGAGCCAGCAAAACAAACAGCGGCAACCACACCGACGGGAAAGCAGUUGUCUGCCGCGGCGUCGUCCAAGUCGGACGGCGGAUUCGACCUCGGCGAUAGUUUUACGGGUCUCCACGACGAAGAUAAUGAUGAUGAUCUUGGCAGUGGAGGCCUCGCAAUGAAUUGGAACAUCUCCAAAGCUGUUACGGAGAAGGAAGAGAAGGACAAGGGUGGCGACGAUGACGACUGGGGCGCGGCACGGGGUGCUAAAGCCAAGAAGGAUGCCCAAGAUGCGGAUCGCAGGAAGCGCGAAGAGAAACAAAAGUUGGAAGCUGAAAAGGCCAAGGAAGAGCGCUUGGCGGAAGCGGCGGCCAAGAGCGCAAAACUCAAGGCCAAACGGGAGGAAGAAGCCGAGGAGGAAAAGAAGAGACAAGCGGAGAAAGAGAAAGCAGAAAAGGAAGAAGCUGAAGCAACUCGUGCAAAGAUGCGAGAACAAGUUGGUGCUGUGGAACAGACAGUUGACCUUGAUGCCCAACGGGAUCUAAUGAAGCAAUACGAACAGAGCUUCCUGGACAAGGAUCUUGGCGGCGGCAGCCCGUCAUCAGAUUUCGGAUUCUGAAUGUUAUACAUGAUCUUGUGUGUGAGUGAUAGAAAAAAAUUUAUGUGGGUGAUCGAAAUCGGACGACGGAGGGCUGCGCGGAAGGAAGACGAGAAAAACAAGGUUUGCUUCUGGAAUGGAACAGCACACUUGAAGAAGAACUGUGCAUUGGGAUGCUGUUGUUCCGGAGCUAGAUAACCAUGGUCAUAAAAAGGGGCUAUCAUUUUGAAAUGGCCAUGUUGCACGCCACGCUCAGUGAGCUGUUGCAGCUAGCUACCGGUAGGCUUGGCGCUGUGUAAGCAGACGCCAAACUAAUGUAUGUAAUAUUCUGAAUUUCCUCC
Molecule: messenger RNA, 5924 nt
Organism: Seminavis robusta
Lineage: Eukaryota; Bacillariophyta; Bacillariophyceae; Naviculales; Naviculaceae
Source: the annotation of a GenBank genome assembly